Dryobates pubescens (Downy woodpecker) is the source of this 3952-nucleotide messenger RNA. It is a transcript of the gene CCDC186, whose product is annotated as coiled-coil domain containing 186. Gene Ontology annotation, biological process: vesicle cytoskeletal trafficking. Gene Ontology annotation, molecular function: small GTPase binding. Gene Ontology annotation, cellular component: trans-Golgi network. The record is from RefSeq and is a predicted model, not a curated record. The transcript has 16 exons. Bases 85 to 2877 code for a protein of 930 amino acids. NCBI's taxonomy places the organism in Eukaryota, Metazoa, Chordata, Aves, Piciformes, Picidae.
GAUAAUCCCCGGGGGGAUGUGGUCGCGCCGGGCUCGCAGGGGCCGCGGGGGCGGACGGAGUCAUCUGCCGGGUGCCCCGACGCCAUGGUGGCUGCUGCGAAGGGAUCUGUGUGUGCAGGUUUUCAGAAGCAAAUGAUGGAGGGACAUUUACCAGACAUGCAGAGCACACUGGAGCCAGUCAGUCUGUCAGAUGAUGCCUCUUCCAAGUGUCUAGAUAAUGAGAAGUCUGAUAAAACAUCUGCAAUGAAGGACUGCUCAAACAUCAGUUACAGUGGAGAUGAUGCUGGUGUGCUGGAAAGGGAAUCAAGGUUGCUGCCCUCUAACCAGGAUUCAACAGCCGUUGACGUAAGCAGCAAUGGGGCUCUGGCAGGAAGAGAAGACCAGCAGUGCAGAGAGGAUGGUUGCUGUUCCAAUAGCUGCUCAGAAAGAAAGGUAGAAAGCUCCACAAAACCAGAACAUUUAUCUAGUGAAGAACUUCAAAGACAAGAUCCAAACCCCAGUCAGACAGAGCAGUCAUUAAUGGAAAUAUUAGAGGAGCUAAGCGAGGAGUCCGAGCUGGUGAAAAAAAACAGCAACAAAAUCUAUUCAGAGAGCCCUUACGACACAGACUGCACAAAGAAGCUCAUUUCCACAAUCCAUCAGACUUCCUCACAGGAGGAUUUGCUAAAGGAAAUAGAGUCUGAACUCCUCUCUCCAGAUUUUUCAAAGGAAGGAAAGUUCCCCAAUGGCGUGCGGAAGGGCGAGCAUGCCUUGGCCGUGUUCGAAAAGUGCGUGCAGGAGAAGUAUCUGGAGCAGGAGCAAACCAUCAAAAAAUUGAUUAAAGAAAAUAAAAAACAUCAGGAACUGAUCCUGGAUAUUUGCUCAGAGAAGGAUAACUUAAAAGAUGAGUUGAAAAAACGAACAGAAACAGAAAAGCAGCAUCUCAACAUCAUUAAACAGCUGGAAGCAAGAAUAGAAGAGCUGAAUAAAGAAGUGAAAGCUAGUAAAGACAAACUUUCAACUCAAGAUGCAGCAGCCAAAAAUGCUAUUCAGCAGUUGCACAAAGAGAUGGCCUUCCGGAUGGAACAGGCAAACAAGAAAUGUGAAGAAGCCCGGCAUGAAAAGGAAACGAUGGUGAUGAAGUACGUCCGAGGGGAGAAGGAGUCACUUGACCUCCGGAAGGAGAAGGAGAUACUUGAGAGGAGAGUGAGAGAUGCAAACAAAGAAAUAGAGAAGCAUGCUAAUAAAAUCAAACAACUUUCUCAGGAAAAAGGAAGAUUGCACCAGCUGUAUGAAACUAAGGACGGUGAAGCCACUCGACUCAGCAAAGAAAUAGAAAAACUCAAAGAAGAAAUCAAUUCUCAUGUUAUCAAAGUGAAAUGGGCUCAGAACAAAUUGAAAACAGAAAUGGACUCACACAAGGAGACCAAAGAUCGCCUCAAAGAUGCAAUGACAAAACUAACUGAAGCAAAAGAAGAAGCAGACCAGAUAAGGAAAAACUGUCAAGAAAUGAUAAAAACUUACCAAGAGUCAGAAGAAAUUAAAUCAAAUGAAUUGGAUGCAAAACUCCGAGUAACUAAAGGAGAACUAGAGAAACAAAUUCAGGAGAAGUCUGAUCACCUGGAGGUGCAUCAUGCGAAAAUAAAGGAGCUGGAAGACUUGAAGAGGACGUUUAAAGAAGGCAUGGAUGAGCUUCGGACACUGAGAACAAAGGUAAAAUGUCUUGAGGAUGAGCGUUUAAGAACAGAAGAUGAGUUAUCCAAGUACAAGGAAAUCAUUAACAGACAGAAAACUGAAAUUCAGAACUUGCUGGACAAAGUCAAAACUGUAGAUCAUCUGCAAGAUCAGCAUCAGAGAGAUGAGCAAGAAAUCAGUGCUUUAAAGGAAGAAGUUGAUGGUUUCAAUUCUCUAGUUGCUGAUCUCCAGAAGGACAUUGAAGGUAGUCGGAAAAGAGAAUCUGAGCUGUUGAUAUUCACUGAAAAAUUAACCAGUAAGAAUGCACAGCUUCAGUCUGAAAACAAUUCCUUACAGAGCCAGUUGGAUAAGCUUUCUUACAGUGAAAGAGAUCUGCAGAAUCAGCUGGAAUAUGUUCAACAGGCUAAAGAUGAUCUGGCCAUCAAGUUACAGAAGGAAGAAGAUGAGCGGAAGCUCGAGGUUGAGACGUUACAGGCUCAGCUAACUUCAGAGCAGAAGGAGCUAUCGGCACUGAAGACCUGUGUGGAUGAACUGAAAGAUGAACUGGCUACCCAGAAGCGCAAGCACGCAGCAAACCUGAAAGAUCUCACGAAACAACUGCAGCUAGCACGGCGGAAAUUGGAUCAGAUGGAAAAUGGUAAUUACGACAAAGAAGUCAGCAGCAUGGGGAGCCGUUCCAGUUCAUCAGGGUCCCUGAAUGCGCGCAGCAGCAACGAGGAUCGGUCGCCUGAGAACACAGGAUCUGCAGUAGCUGUGGAUAGCUUCCCAGAGGUGGACAAGUCUGUCUUGGUUGAGAGAAUACUGAGGCUACAGAAGGCACAUGCUCGCAAAAACGAGAAGAUGGAGUUUAUGGAGGAUCACAUUAAACAGCUGGUGGAGGAGAUCAGGAAGAAAACAAAAAUUAUUCAGAGUUACAUUCUGCGGGAGGAAGCUGGAACACUGUCAUCAGAGGCCUCUGACUUCAACAAAGUCCACUUGAGCAGGCGGGGUGGGAUUAUGGCAUCUCUGUAUACCUCGCAUCCCGCAGACAGCGGUCUCACCUUGGAGCUCUCCUUGGAGAUAAACAGGAAGCUGCAGGCUGUGUUAGAAGAUACAUUACUGAAAAACAUUACAUUAAAAGAAAACCUUCAAACUCUAGGAACAGAAAUAGAGCGGCUUAUCAAACACAAGCACGAACUGGAACAGAGAAUAAAGCAGACAUAACUGGAACCCUUAUGGAAUUACCAGCAUGGAGAGGUGAAGAAAAGGCAGGUCCUACAGACCACUGCUUUGGACGUUUUUCCUGACCUUUGCUUGCCUGCUAGUGCAAGCAUCAGGUGUUUUGCAUGGACAGCCUUUAACCAUCCAGGCUGUCCUUACUCGUGUGAGUAAGUGUGUGGCAUCAGUGUGGUUCUGUCUACCAGCCUGAGGGCUUGCUGAAUUUUACUACACACUAUGCUUGUCUAAAAUCUUGUGUUUGAAAUGGCAUGCAGAUGCCUCACAGUGCAUACUGUGGUUUGAGUGAGUUGCAGUGGGGUUUUCAUGUCUUCACUCUUAACAAUGGAUCUUGACAAAAACAAAGCUAAUUAUGUCUCAGUUGCUGUUGAACAUAUCAAGUGUUACAGAGCUUUAAGGGCUUUCAGGCAUAACUUCCUUUCCUGCAUUUUAUUUCUGAUGUUUAGGUUGGUUAUGCAUUUUUGAUGGACACAUGGAAAAAGGCUUUGUCACAAAAUUUGGUUGUGUUUUUUUAAGUGGUGGCCAUGGUGCUGCCUAUUUUCUGCUUCAGAUUGACAUUCGCCUGAUUUCUUUACUCAAAUGAAAUGAAACAACAGGAAAACUAAGGGAUCAAGAAACUUUCUGACUGCAGCUGUUGAGUACAUGGAGCUGAAGCAUGUCAUUUUAACAGUUCUGUAAGCCCUUGCUCUCUAGAUUUUUUGAUACCAGAUGAUUGGUAUAUAUACAGGUCUCUGGCCUUCUGCAUAACUGACAGCAUUUAACACAUGGGAGUGGGAGUUUCGACUGCCCAUUGCUAUGUAUGUACUGGUAGGCACUGUGGUUGCAUCUGUUUUCAGAUGAUCAGAAAAUCUGUUUUCAAAGACAAAUGGAAGGUAACUGAAUGUUCUCACUAGCUGUGGCUAGAACAGCUAGUGAAAGUACUAGUAGGAAAUGGGAGACUCAUUGAGGUGGGAUUUUAGUCCAUUGGUUGGACUGAGAAAGUGGCACAGAAAUCUGUGUGACUCCUUAGUUUUACUGUUGUGAAGAGCUAGUUGGUCAAAAUAGCACAAACCAAGAACUUACU